Daldinia loculata is the source of this 3133-nucleotide messenger RNA. RefSeq lists its product as uncharacterized. The record is from RefSeq and is a predicted model, not a curated record. Gene Ontology annotation, molecular function: ATP hydrolysis activity; ATP binding. The coding region runs from base 182 to 2968 and encodes 928 amino acids. Lineage: Eukaryota; Fungi; Ascomycota; Sordariomycetes; Xylariales; Hypoxylaceae. The transcript has a single exon.
UGUAUCCCGGUUCCCCUUUUCUGUCUACCUAGGUAGGUAGGUAUAACUAUAUAUAUUGCCAUUUACCUUUGUCUUCUCAAUCUUGUCUCCUGUAGCUAUACUUUCUCUUUUAACUAUUACAGGACAAUUUCCACAUAAGCACUUAGAUAUUACCGUCGAAACUUGACUAGAGACACUCACAAUGGCUCCUAGAAAGAAUCUCGAUUCCAAGUCUAAGCGCUCCACGCAGCGUUCGCGGCACUACCGUGAAAAUGAUCCAUCAUUUCUAGCUGCGCAGAGGGAGGCAGAGCGGCGUGAACAGAUUCUGGCCGAUAGUCGCCGCGUUGAAGCCAAAUGGCGACCUAAGAUUCCCGAAGUACGCAGGCUCAACUUUGAAAACUUCAAGAAUCGAUUCCACGAUAUUGAUGAGCCCGACUAUGCCAUCGAAGUCCUUAUGGCUGGGUCUUAUUUGCAGGCCCAGGUCCGCCGUGAGCAGGCUCUCCGACGAAAGGAGGACCAUGCUCGUACUCGUCAGCACAUGUUACUUGCUUACGGUCUUCCUCGCGAGCAAGUGUAUACUUCACGACCGAAGACUGGCGCCUCAGAGAAGGUGAAGAGAGACAGGAAAGCAGAGAGUGCUCAGAUGAACGAGGGCGAGAUGCAACGCAUUCGCAUUCAAUCACAGCCUGUCCUAGGACAUCUCACAUCUCUUCUAAAGGAUACCGAGCUGAGAUCUACACCCCGCACUUUCGUCAGGCCUUUCAAGGCUUUAGUGUAUUUUCAGCCCAAAAUGAAAGAGAUCCUCGCCACUCUGGAAGAGAAGUGGGCUGAUUAUGAGGAGAUUGACGACAUCGAAUCCGAUGAACUCCCAGAUAUUCCUGACGUGGAGAGCAUUAAGUCCAAGACGAAGGACUCGGGCUCCGAGGCUGGCGAUGAUGAUGAUGACGACAAAGAGUCUCUCCUUUCAGUUGACUCGAACGCUGAGGACUUAGACACCAUUAUGGACAGCCCCGAGGCUCUCAGGGAUAUGCGAUGCUACGUCAACUUUAUCGACAAGGAGGUAAUGCCUCAGCACAGCCGCUUUUCCGAAAGUGCAACCGACAAGGUCAAGUUUGAGGAUCUGUGGUCUCUCUUCCGUCCCGGGGACCUUAUUUACAUGCCAGCAGCCGGGGAGACAGCAGGCCGCUAUCAUGAGGUCUGGCGCAUUUACCGGACAGAGACGCCUGAAGUGGAAGCGUCCUAUCCCUCAAAAUUAGAAUGGGAAUUCUUCCCGGACGAGUUGCAGCAGGACAAGAAGGAUAAGUUCAACAUCUACGCCUACUACAUCGACCACGACGGUGAUUCCUUCGGCGCUGUGCGUCACACAUUCGAAAUCGAGUCUUUCGUUGGCGAGAGGCUUGUCGAGUCUCUCGAGGUCUUUCCCAUUCGCUACCGGCAGGAUCACCAACAACUCUUAGAUUCUCUCAAGAAGCAGGGAAAAGAUUUCCAGAGAUACCUUGGUGACAGGCAUCAAUCAUACCAUGCUUGGACUUUGACAAGGAACCCGCCCUUUGACACUACUGAGGCGAAUGACGAGGUCUUGGAGAACGAAACCUAUGAUAAGAUGCGUCAUCCCGAAUUUGUCGAGAGCGACGUUAUCGUUGAUCUCCAAGAGGCGUACCAGAAGCAUGGUGGAUGGCGACCUUCCUUCCAUCGAUUGACUGUAAACAAGUCUAUCGCAUGUGAAGUUGAGGACGACGGAAUGGGCAUUCAACAGUGGUUUGACGCCUCACGAACGAACCUUGCAUAUUCACAGAGCGAAAUUGUCCAGAAGCGGGAGGGUGUUGAACUAUGGCAGCGUCGCGAGAAUCUCAAUAUCGAUACAUUCUUACGCCAACGGACGAAGGGCAGCCGCACGCACGAGAUGAACCCGGAGGCUCUAGAGCUACGCGAGGAAGACCUUGUUCUCCUCCCCAAGCGUAUGUUCGCAUACGCCUUACGCGAGCGCAGAUUCGUGCCCGUCAACAUUCAGUUCCUGAAACCUAUCCGUAGGGAGCAGGGCGUAUUCGAGAACCUCAAGAUCUUAAAGGAUUACAAGGAUAUUGUGCGAGGUCUUGUCGCUUCCCACUUCCAGAAAAAGAGCCUCGAGCGACGGUACGUCGAUAUGUCCACCGAAGGACCGGGCCAGGAUCUGAUCCAGAAUAAGGGUCGUGGUCUGGUUGUUUUACUUCACGGUGUUCCCGGUGUAGGUAAAACCGCGACGGCUGAGGCAGUGGCUAUGGAGUACCGCAAGCCUCUGUUCGUCAUUACCUGUGGUGAUCUUGGUCUUACUCCAUCCGAAGUCGAGUAUUCACUGAAUAACGUCUUCCGUCUGGCGAACCUGUGGGAUUGCGUCCUCUUGCUUGACGAAGCCGACGUGUUCCUUUCGCAGCGUUCAAAGGUCGACAUGAAGCGCAACGCAUUAGUUUCGGUCUUCCUACGUGUCCUUGAGUACUACAAUGGAUUACUCUUCCUCACAACCAACCGAGUGAACACCAUCGACGAAGCAUUCAAGUCACGUAUCCACAUGUCGCUGUACUACCCGCCACUUGACAAGACCCAGACUCAGGACAUCUUCCGACUCAACCUCGCCAAGCUACGCGAGAUCGAAGCGCAGCGACACGCCAUGACAGGCGAGCCCGCACUCGUCAUCAAGGACCGCGAGAUUAUCGACUUUGCCGGAAAGCACUACGAAGACAACGCCCGGUCUACUGGCUGCUGGAACGGUCGCCAGAUCCGCAAUGCUUUCCAGAUUGCUUCGAGUCUGGCGCAUCACAACUAUACUAUCGCGACCGAGGCGGCACGAGCAAAUGGCCAACAACCCCCUAUGGCGCCGAUGUUAGACCGUAGCUUGUUCGACAAGGUGCAAAUGUCAACUCUGAGCUUCGAUCACCACAUGAAGGAGUCCAAGGGAUUCGAUUCUGAGCUACCCCUGAGGAAUACCUUUUACGAGGAGGGACGAUUCGAGUAAUGUUAGAUGUUCUUGUUGUAGGUUACGGCCGGGGUCGUUAGGGGAGGGUGCAGAUUAGACCAAGUUCAUGCAUUAGGUAGCCAAUACACCACUUUUAUAGAAGUUAUUUUAUUCAAUUCCACGUCUCUAUUAUAAGAGGAGAGAUGUAACUGAUGUAGCUUGUCG